CCGCUGCCACUGCCUUUGCCGCCAGGGUCUCCGCCGCCGCCGUCCCCGCGCUGCCUUCCGGAGGCUCCAUUGUUUCGGCAGCGCCUGGUCCCGAGGCCGGGCAACCUAGGGGCUCGCGAAAAAGGCGGCGGCCAGCCGCGGCCGACGGAGUCGAGACACCCAGGCGCCGGCGGGACCGGGAGCGGCAGGGAUCAGCGCGGGAAUCCCGGGGAGCCGCGGCCAGAGUGCGGGGCGGCGGGGGGCCGGGGUGGCGAGGUCUGUGGUCCCAGAGUUGGGGCUCCAGCUUCCCGGUCCGUCUUUCCCCGCCGGCCUCCCCAAGAGGGGUCGGAGCCCCGGCGGGCGCCCCCGGCGAUGAGCCCGGACUCGAGGUGCCCGGGGCAACAUUGUAUCCUUCGGGGCCGCCUGGGCCAAUGGCAGGAGAGGAGCCUUGUUUAAGUUGUUACACUUCGACAAAGGGGAAACGCCGCCGCAUCCGGGAGAGAGGGCUGCGGGCACCUCUGGGGCCCGGCCUGGUCCCUCCGGCCCCCGCCCCCUACUUCCUCCGGCCCUCUGAGCUACGGGAGCAGCUGCGGCCGCCACACUCCUGGGCCCCGGGCCCUCCCCACGGGCUUUCAGGUUAAGUUCUGAUCUCUGUCCCCUAUGCCUCUGCUGCCGGGUCAGAAGCCAGGAUGGCAGAGUCGAAACAUUCACCGGGGACCCAGCACCGAAAGAGGAGAGCUUGUUUGUGCUUCCUGUUGGUUUGUGUUUAAAGGCACAUCCGCAGUUGUGACAGCAUGGGGGUGGACUUUGAUGUGAAGACUUUCUGCCACAACUUGCGGGCAACUAAGCCACCAUAUGAGUGUCCCGUGGAGACCUGCCGUAAGGUCUAUAAAAGCUACAGUGGUAUCGAGUACCAUCUGUACCACUAUGACCACGACAACCCGCCGCCCCCGCAGCAGACUCCACUCCGCAAGCACAAGAAGAAGGGGCGUCAGUCACGCCCAGCCAACAAGCAGUCACCUAGCCCCUCAGAGGUGUCACAGUCGCCAGGCCGUGAGGUGAUGAGCUACGCACAGGCCCAGCGCAUGGUGGAGGUGGACCUGCAUGGCCGUGUCCACCGCAUCAGCAUCUUCGAUAACCUGGAUGUAGUGUCAGAGGAUGAGGAGGCCCCAGAAGAAGCCCCCGAGAACAGCAGCAACAAGGAGAACACAGAGACACCAGCUGCCACUCCUAAGUCGGGCAAGCAUAAGAACAAGGAGAAACGCAAGGACUCCAACCACCAUCACCACCAUAAUGCUUCAGCGAGUGCCACUCCCAAGCUGCCAGAGGUGGUAUACCGAGAGCUGGAGCAGGAUACCCCUGAUGCCCCGCCCCGGCCAACUUCCUAUUACCGGUACAUUGAGAAGUCAGCAGAGGAGCUGGACGAGGAAGUAGAGUAUGACAUGGACGAGGAGGACUACAUCUGGCUGGACAUCAUGAACGAGCGGCGGAAGACAGAGGGUGUGAGUCCCAUCCCGCAGGAGAUCUUUGAGUACCUAAUGGACCGGCUGGAGAAGGAGUCAUACUUUGAGAGCCACAAUAAAGGCGACCCCAAUGCACUAGUGGAUGAGGAUGCCGUGUGCUGUAUCUGCAAUGACGGUGAGUGCCAGAACAGCAAUGUCAUCCUCUUCUGUGACAUGUGCAACCUGGCCGUGCACCAGGAGUGCUACGGUGUACCCUACAUUCCUGAGGGCCAGUGGCUGUGCCGCCGCUGCCUGCAGUCACCCUCCCGCGCUGUGGACUGUGCCCUGUGCCCCAACAAGGGUGGUGCCUUCAAGCAGACAGAUGAUGGGCGGUGGGCUCAUGUGGUGUGUGCCCUAUGGAUCCCCGAGGUCUGCUUUGCCAACACAGUCUUCCUAGAGCCUAUCGACAGCAUCGAGCACAUCCCACCAGCUCGCUGGAAGCUUACCUGCUACAUUUGCAAACAGCGGGGCUCAGGGGCCUGCAUCCAGUGCCACAAGGCCAACUGCUACACAGCCUUCCACGUGACAUGCGCCCAACAGGCUGGCCUUUACAUGAAGAUGGAGCCUGUGCGGGAGACAGGUGCCAACGGCACCUCCUUCAGCGUCCGCAAGACGGCCUACUGCGACAUCCACACACCCCCAGGUUCAGCACGCCGCCUGCCUGCCCUGUCGCAUAGUGAGGGUGAAGAGGAUGAGGACGAAGAGGAGGAAGAGGGUAAAAGCUGGAGCUCAGAGAAAGUCAAGAAGGCCAAGGCCAAGUCUCGGAUCAAGAUGAAGAAGGCGCGGAAGAUCCUGGCAGAGAAGCGAGCAGCAGCACCUGUGGUGUCGGUGCCGUGCAUCCCACCACACAGGCUAAGCAAAAUCACCAACCGCCUGACCAUCCAGAGGAAGAGCCAGUUCAUGCAGAGGCUUCACAGCUAUUGGACACUGAAGCGGCAGUCACGAAAUGGGGUCCCACUGCUGCGUCGCCUGCAGACACACCUGCAGUCUCAGAGGAACUGUGACCAAAUUGGGAGAGAUUCUGAGGAUAAGAACUGGGCCCUCAAAGAACAGCUUAAGUCCUGGCAGCGCCUCCGGCACGAUCUGGAGCGAGCUCGGCUGCUGGUAGAACUGAUCCGCAAGCGGGAGAAGCUCAAAAGGGAGAUGAUCAAAGUGCAGCAGAUCGCCAUGGAGAUGCAGCUGACCCCUUUCCUCAUCCUCCUUCGCAAAACCUUAGAGCAGCUCCAAGAGAAGGACACAGGCAACAUCUUCAGCGAGCCGGUCCCUCUGUCUGAGGUACCUGACUACCUAGACCACAUCAAAAAACCCAUGGACUUUUUCACCAUGAAGCAGAACUUGGAAGCUUACCGCUACCUGAACUUUGAUGAUUUUGAGGAGGACUUCAACCUCAUUGUCAGCAACUGCCUCAAGUACAAUGCCAAGGACACCAUCUUCUACCGGGCAGCAGUGCGGCUCCGUGAGCAGGGUGGUGCUGUGCUCCGCCAGGCCCGGCGCCAGGCAGAAAAAAUGGGCAUUGACUUCGAGACGGGCAUGCAUAUCCCCCACAGCCUGGCUGGAGAUGAGGCCUCACAUCACGCCGAAGAUGCAGCAGAAGAAGAGCGGCUAGUCCUACUGGAGAACCAGAAGCACCUGCCAGUGGAAGAGCAGCUGAAGUUGCUGCUGGAGCGACUAGAUGAGGUGAAUGCCAGCAAGCAGAGUGUUGGCCGCUCACGGCGUGCAAAGAUGAUCAAGAAGGAGAUGACGGCGCUGCGGCGGAAGCUGGCCCAUCAGCGGGAGACUGGACGGGAUGGGCCUGAGCGGCAUGGCCCCUCAAGCCGGGGCAAUCUGACACCCCACCCGGCAGCCUGCGACAAGGAUGGGCAGACAGACAGCGCCGCUGAGGAGAGCAGCAGCCAGGAGACAAGCAAAGGCCUGGGUCCCAACAUGUCCUCAACCCCCGCACAUGAGGUGGGCAGGAGAACCUCAGUUCUGUUCUCCAAAAAGAACCCGAAGACAGCUGGACCGCCCAAGAGGCCGGGCCGGCCCCCCAAAAACCGGGAGAGCCAGAUGACCCCCAGCCACGGAGGCAGUCCUGUGGGGCCCCCCCAGCUCCCCAUCAUGGGCUCCCUGCGUCAGCGCAAGCGGGGUAGGAGCCCCCGACCCAGUUCGAGUUCAGACAGCGACAGUGAUAAGUCCACAGAAGACCCCCCAAUGGACUUACCAGCUAAUGGCUUCAGCAGUGGAAACCAGCCAGUGAAGAAGAGUUUCUUGGUAUACCGUAAUGACUGCAGCCUUCCCCGGAGCAGCUCAGACUCUGAGUCCAGCAGCAGUAGCAGCAGCAGCGCUGCCUCAGACCGAACCAGCACAACGCCCUCAAAACAAGGCCGGGGCAAGCCCUCCUUCUCUCGGGGCACAUUCCCAGAGGACAGCAGUGAGGAUACCUCAGGCACUGAGAAUGAGGCCUACUCCGUGGGCACUGGCCGCGGCGUGGGCCACAGCAGUAAGUACCCUCGCCCAAGGCCAGGGAUGCCGGGGGCCCAGUGUCAGAGCCUCGCCAGUCUCCCAGCAGCUGAUCCGCCCCCUCUCUCCCAUUCCUGUGAAGUGGUGAGGAAGAGUCUGGGCCGGGGAGCUGGCUGGCUGUCGGAGGAUGAGGACUCCCCUCUGGACGCUCUGGACCUUGUGUGGGCCAAAUGCCGAGGGUAUCCAUCGUACCCAGCUCUGAUCAUUGAUCCAAAGAUGCCCCGGGAGGGUAUGUUCCACCAUGGGGUUCCCAUCCCUGUGCCCCCACUGGAGGUGCUGAAACUUGGGGAACAGAUGACCCAGGAAGCCCGAGAGCAUCUCUACCUCGUCCUCUUCUUUGACAACAAGCGAACCUGGCAGUGGCUGCCCAGGACCAAGCUCGUUCCACUGGGGGUGAACCAGGACCUGGACAAGGAGAAGAUGCUGGAGGGCCGCAAGUCCAACAUCCGGAAGUCAGUGCAGAUCGCCUACCACAGGGCUCUGCAGCACCGCAGCAAGGUGCAGGGCGAGCAGAGCAGCGAGACCAGUGAUAGUGACUGAUGCUGCCCGGCACAGCCCAAGCCAGUGUCCUGUGAUUCUCUCCUCCCCUCUGCUCACUGUCCUGGAGUGGCACCGGCCUCUGCACUGACUUAUUCCUGGUCUUGGGGCCAGUCUCAGGGGAAGCUGGGCGGGGGAGGUCCCUCCCGCCCUGAGUGCAGCUGGACUGUACAGAACACUCCAAGGGCCCGUGGCGGCUCUGGGAAAGUAGAGGGGUGGUCCACAGGCCAGAAAGCCCCAGAGAUCCCAUGGCAUUGUAGGGCAUGGUGGUGGGCCAAGGUUAGGACACUGCAUAAAACAGGCCAUGCUACCACCUCUCUCUACUCGUGCCAGGAGACUUCGUAACUGCCUAGAGGCCUGAGGCCCCCGCAAGUGGUGAGGUGCACGGGCAUCUGCCCAGCCUAGCAGUGGGAUUGAUGUCUGUCCAGCCCGGAAGAGGGGCACUAGGUGACCCCCUCCCCUGCUGUUGUAAAUACUGUAAUUAGCAGAGAAUUUAAAUUAUUCUCAUUUGUAACUGCGUUUCCGGGUCGCGCCAGAGUCAUUUGCUACUAAAAAAAAAAAAAGAAAAGAAAAAACCUGGGGCCUGUCCCCACUUCCUUUCUCCUUCCCAUAGAUACCCUCCCCCUUUCAAACUGGUUUGUAUUUAUUUCAAAGGAAGAAAAUAUAUUGAUUCUUAGAAAAUAAAUGGUCUAUUUGGAAUUCUUGGUUCUUGCCUUCUGCCAGGGAAAAGGGGUAAAAAGGGAGGUUCUGUCCCCCAGGGAUGGUAAAUAAUUGGGCCCAAGUGGUUACUGGCUGCUUUGCAUGCCUCAUUUAGAAGACAACCACAAAGAUGAUAGCUCCCAUUUCCAUCCACUUAAUGACUGGUAGUCCCUGUGGUAAAGUACCUUUAGAUACACAAUUUUAUGUAAUCCUUGCAAUAACUCUAUGGAGUAAGUUAAUAAUAGAGUGGUUAUCCCCACGAAGACACUGAGGUAUAGAAAAAUUAAGUAACUUGCCUAAAUUCCCACAUCUAGGAAGUUGCGAGCUAGGAUUUGAACUCAGGUCUAUUUGCUGAACUGCUGAAGGUGGAGGAAGAGUCAACUGCAGAUUCCUCUUUGGAUUUCAGAUGCUUCAAGUCCUUUGCCAGUAGGAUGGCCCGAGUGCUUCAGAGUCACUACAUCUGUGAUCUUUCCAUCCCUGUCCCCUGGCUUUGCUGAGGACAUAGACUGUAGAAGAUUCCUUUUUGUGCAUUCCCACCCUUGGCACCUUCUAUUACCAUUCAAGCAACAUUUAUUGGAGGAAUGCCUUCUGAGUGCUUGGCACUGUGGGGUGGUAUGCCUAUGAGUGAGAAGACAACCUCAGGGAAAGAUAAUUGCCCAAGGCCUUGGAGCUACUGAGUGGAACCGAGACAAACACCAUUGGUCUGAUGAUGAUCCUAUGCUCAGGGUACACCAUGAGAGGUGCUGUGGGACACAAAGGUGAACUUGCAGAUCUUGUCCUUAAAGAACUUGCAGUCUAAUCAUUCAGACACAAUCAAGUAUCACUGCUAGAAAGUGAAAAUGGUCUAAAUAAAGUUCAUGUCUCCUAUGUCUCUGAUUUUUGUGUGUUUCUCUUGAAGGGAAAUCAGAAUACGUCACCCCUGGGCCCAGGUGGCUGGCACUGGCAACUGAGCUAGGCUGCCUCUGGGCCACACAUUUGUCCCUGGGGACUUAAAAACCAAGACUCCAAGUAAUGAGCUGCUUGU
Loxodonta africana (African savanna elephant) is the source of this 6240-nucleotide messenger RNA. RefSeq names its product bromodomain and PHD finger containing 1 (gene BRPF1). The record is from RefSeq and is a predicted model, not a curated record. Gene Ontology annotation, cellular component: MOZ/MORF histone acetyltransferase complex. Bases 774 to 4520 code for a protein of 1248 amino acids. NCBI's taxonomy places the organism in Eukaryota, Metazoa, Chordata, Mammalia, Proboscidea, Elephantidae. The transcript has 14 exons. Gene Ontology annotation, molecular function: protein binding. Gene Ontology annotation, biological process: regulation of transcription by RNA polymerase II.